AUGGAACCCAACUCUCCUACCACUCCCCGCGGUCCGUCGAAGAGAAAGUCCCCCUCUUCUGACACCAACGGCCUCCCGCAACCCCGCAGCCACAAGCGUCAGAGAACCGUGGAGCGCGAGGAGCCUGCAUACAAGCUGAGCGACUCUUCUCCAAACCAGCUCAUCACGUCGCCAGAAAAAACCAUUGAGUCAGAGCACAAAGACGAGGAGUCGGAAGGGGAAACAACGGUGUCAGACCCCAUGAACAUCGAAUCCGAGGGCACAACCGGCAAUCAACCGCACAUGACCGGCGAUCAUAAUCGUCCUCUCCACAGAAAUACUCGCAAACCCAUCUUAGUCUCAGCGGAACCCGAGUUGUCGAAUAGCGACAUUGACGACCUCUUCUCCGAAUCAGAGCUUGAGUUGGACUUAGAAGACGAAGACUUAGACUCCACCACCAAGAAAUCUCCUUCACGCGGAGAACCGAGCAAAAACGAGGACGAGUAUUACAUGGCCAUGUAUAAUAUGGACUAUUACAACUCCCUCUCUGAGCCGGACCUCCGCCGUGAGGCUAUUCGUUGGAUGGAGGAGAACUCUCGUGCUGACCCGAAAGGCACCGUUGUAUAUCCUCCUCCGUGGUACAUCGCCACUCGUUUCGAUCCGCCUCGCCCCAGGAUGUGGAUCAAGGACUUCUUCUCGGGUAGAGUUCGCCCGCGUCAGCUGGUUAAUGACCGGCUGGCCGAGAUGACCGUCGCCCAGAGGGAGAAGUGGGCGAGAGAGCAUGGAAUGGGAGGGCAUGACGAUGAGGACACCGAGUAG
Neurospora tetrasperma FGSC 2508 is the source of this 798-nucleotide messenger RNA. RefSeq lists its product as uncharacterized. NCBI's taxonomy places the organism in Eukaryota, Fungi, Ascomycota, Sordariomycetes, Sordariales, Sordariaceae. The coding region runs from base 1 to 798 and encodes 265 amino acids. The record is from RefSeq and is a predicted model, not a curated record. The transcript has a single exon.